CCUGUUUUUGUAGCGCACCUUCACCAGAGAGCAAGUAAUACCACUUGUUGUACUGAUAACACGAUCAUCAAGACCACGUGUUACUUCCUAUGCAAAUUUAAAGUGUCGAUGUUCGACGAGUGAUUGAUGCGUUCUUUUCAUCGCGUUGGAGUCGUUUUCAUCGUGUUGCUGUCGGUGGAUUUUCGCCGAGGGAUUUAUGGAGAUACUUGUUGGGAAUGAGCAGACCUUUUUGCAUAUUGAUUCUUUAUCGGUUUCAAUCUUCGUUGACGUCUCGAUGUGAAUAUACCGUGCUGCGCUCAUGAUGUCCGCUCCCCACCAUGAUCCAUCUUUCCCCGUAUCCUCGAAGGCGCACACCUUAUCAUAAUACCAGUGACCAUUUUUUACUUGUGACAUACUUACAUUAAGAUAUCACCAGCAGCAGGAUUAGACCCUCAAAUUUUCAACUGUAUGAUGAUGAGCAUUUAUUUUUAUUUUCAGUGGGUAGUGGUUGUUAUUUUUGUAUUCUUGGUGGAGGAAGUGUAGUAGGAUGAAGCAGAUUUGAUGAACGGCCAGACAUAGAAGUUACAAAGCAUUAAAGAAGAAUGGCGUCGAACCGCCGUCGUGUGCGGCGGCCAGCUUCUCUGACGUCUUUGAAAUCACCGACUUGACGUUGCAGUUCUGACAUUUCAACAAGGGGCCCUCGAUUACAGCUCCGAUUGCCUUUUUUGGAACGCGUUUGAGAUUGCAAACUGCGACUCAGCAGGAGAGCAAGAGGAGCUGCCAGUUUGACGUGCCCAGGUGACAGACACUCUAGAAACCACAACGACUCUCAGACAGCUGGACUGAAGAACUGAACAAACUCAUCUUCUUCUGCCUCGAAAUACGGGGUCGGACAUCUACUGACGAAGGAAGAAGAUGAUGUCAAGCAUGAUGGAGGAGCCUAGCCGUAUGACGCAACAGUCUAGCGUCAUGCAGUUAGGAAGUUCGACUGAUGUGUCAACAUCAAAGGACGCAUUCAAACAUAAAACGGCGAACCAAGACAUAAUACGACUACUCAACGCCUUCGCGAUGUCAAGGAGGCUUAUGCUCUCACAAACUCGAAGACAAUAUCGACAACCAAGGAUGCUAAAUGACGAUAUAGAAAAAAUAGAACAAAGCAUGUGCAAGCUGCUUCAGUACUUUCUGUUUCUGAUCAUGACUUACUUAGAAAUAUAAAUAUUCGCCAUGAUAUUCGCCGCUUUGCUGAUUUUUUUUAGGCUUAUUUCCAUCGCUCCUCAAGAGCAUAUUUUAUGUAAAUCAUGUCGGUGUUCAUGUUCUUGUUCACACGUGCACACUUUUCAAAUGACUACAAGACGACAACCAACAAGAUUUUGGCCUACAACAGCAUUUACUUUUCCAUUUUCUGUAUGAAAUCAUUCGACAUGAAACCACAACAACAGGAAAAUGGAUUUUCAAUUCAUACGGCGGUUUUCGGAUGCGCAACUCGCGAAGAUGGUUUCUGGAUUAAAGAUACUAACGAAGAAACCGGAUGAAUUCGUCUAUCAUAAAGGUGACAUAUCAUCGAGCAUCUACUUCGUAUUUUUAGGCGAGGUCGAUCUUCUAGGACCAGACGCGGGUGAUCCUGUGAAAAGACUAGGGGCAUGCUUGAAUUUCGGCGAAGCGGAGAGGUAUGGAGCCCCGAGAAAAUCAUCUGCCGUCGCACACAGCUACACCAUAUUAGGUAUAGUAGCUAUCUACUCAGUUGUCUCGCAGUGCUGUAAGUGUUUGACUACUAAUAAAUGAUAAAUUUAAAUAUGAAGUGUCGUGCUGGAGCGUCAGCGUUUCCACGAAAUCAAAACAACACCAGCACUUUAGUAUGCCUCAUUCAAUAGCUCCUUCGCUAUCCCUUCCCGGGAGGCAUGGCAACAAACUUUCUAUUCCUCUACGUACAAUGACAGGAGCUCUCGACCGGCAGUCGUAUUUGAAUACUCGUAGUGAGCAGCGGGUGAUGGAAGAUAGCCGAGUUUUUAGCACUCUGAAACGAGUACCACCAUUUUCCGCAUUAACGGAUAAAGACAUCAAAGAAAUAUGUACGAAGCUGAUUCCCUUUCGCGCACCAGCUAGGUUACCAGUUUGUGGCAACAGUCACGAUCUGUCAAGAAAUUUGAUAAUAGUAAUGCAGGGCACGUUCGAGAUACGUGCCACAAUUCUAGUUAGCCGCAACGCUCACGGCUUGCACUACUCAGGACAGUCGUUGGCAUUUAGCGACGUUCCCGUCAUGGCGCUUGAGAAAGGUAGAUGAUUAUUUCUCGGAUGGAUUAUGUUCAUCAGCAGUGAUGUUUUUAUGACCUUCUUGUCUCUAACUUAAAGUUUAAGCGCUACCCGAUGUACCUAGAGCAAAGAAAGGCAGCGCGUGCUCCCAAAACUAUAACUAGGUUCAAUGUGGAACGCAGAUUUGGUAACGGACUUCGAGGACAAUAGGGAUUGGUGCAACGGGGUCGAGUUCACGCACUAUAACAUGUAUCCACGAGACGACGGAAAGUGCCUGAUAAUACCAAUCCGCGAGCUGCAAAAGGUGAGUGAAGUUGAUGAAGUUUCUUCUUCCAGGGUUCUUUAGGUAAAGAUAGAAAUAGGAACGCAUGUAUGCAUAAUUCUCCUUCUAGGUGGUCAAGUCGAUGUAUGUUGAUGAUAGAUGUUGUAUAAACAUGAAGAUGAUGAGUACGCUGACGGCUGUUUUAUCAGAACUCAUUCUCAUUGACCAUACACUUAGUAAACAAGAAAGCAAAACCAGUUUGUUCUACCCUGUCUCAGGUCGCAUACAAAAAUCGUCUUUUGCGACGGUGGUUCGAGAGCUAUUCGACGCUAUUCCGAAAUCAAAAGAGGUAUUUUCGAAUUCGAUGUCUAUUUUGGGUUGUAGCUAGACUUCUCCUUCAUCUACUGUUCGAUGCUUCUGCCACUAGGAAGUACAACCACCUCUAGCUCUUCCACCUUGACGCUCUUCCACCUCGACAAACUUUUUUAACGUUCUAGAAGUACAACAAGUACAACUGCAAGAAUUGAUAAGAACCAUGACGAUGACAACAGGGACAGCGUGUACCAGAUCAUCGCGUAUCUGUGUAAACCGGAUUUCCAGUCCAAGACGAGUGGCUACAUGAAGGAAAUAAUACGAAGCAUGGACGAGGGAGAGAAGAGGUGGAAAGAGGCGUUGCGAAAAUACGAAGUCGAAAUAUUGGAGGACGCCGUAGACUUCGAUACGGUUCGACAGCUUGAAGAGUCUCUAGCGGCAAAGCAAGCAGAAGAAAAAGGGGGGCAGCGCGGUUUUUCGAGUGGAGGGAGCAACAAGAAAGACAAUAAACGCGGAGGCUUCGUCAUGAGGAGAAGAUGAUGACGAGUAGUGUAACCACGAAUAGCUAGAGAGCUAAGUAGUCCUCAAGCAAUAGCAUUAGCAAGGCAGCCACAGCUUGAACUUUUAGGAUAAACUCAUCAAAAGAUAGCAAUAGCAAUAGCAUCACCCUCACAACUUUUAAAAACAUGCUUAUACAUUAAAAUGCUUCGUCACAUCACUUUCAAAUACCAUUCACCGAAUUAUGUCAAUGUGCAUUACGUCGAUCCAUUAAGAAACUCAAACACAUUAAAACACUCUUAGUCCUCUUCUUAGCAAAACCAAAAGACAUUUAAUAGGCAGAUUAGACUCAGCUCAUGAUGAACAUGAAGGACCAAAAGCAGCGACGUGCAACGUAGAUGCGGUCGACCGUUCUCGUAGCGUCUCGAAAAGCCCUCCCUCGAGUCCGGAGGUGAGACGGUCGCAACGCUGAGCUGAUUUCCUUUUCUUCGAUUAGAGAUUCAAUUUAAGACUCUAUUCCUGAUAUAUAUUCAAUUUUAGACUUCCUUGUCAUGAUGUUCUUCACCUCGUGAUCGUUUCAGGUGGUACAACAGCUAGGUUCUUAUGAAAAUGAAAUUAAACAUUAACAUGUCUAUCGAUGCGUUAUUCUUGACAUCAAAUUAUCCCUGUACAUAUUCCUUUCUGGUGAUGUGUAAGUUUAUGUCAUCUUGAACAAAUACAAGCUAUCGAUCCUUCAAACGUCCUUUUCUUUUUUGAUUAUCUUUGACAUUGAUAGCAUGAGCAGCCAUGCAUGCCAUUGUUAGUCUCAAGAUUUAGCAGCUAUAGAAUUUGAAUUUCCAAAAACUAAUGCAGCUGGUUGUAAAUAAUACAAAUACAUCAAUUAAAAAGACCAUAGUGUUUGUCUUUCUGGUGGUAACUCAAAUCCUGAUCAUGGUCCUUCUCAGUAACAUAUUAACGUAUGUGCUCCUGUCAUGCUCAUGGGUCCUCCAAGAAUCGGAUAACUGCUUGACAUCGAUCGCUCCCGCGAUCUCAUCCAUUUUGAUCAUUUCCCCCAUUCAAGGACGAUAGAGAUAUGUACCAAGAGACCUUUCAGAAUUCAGAGCAUCAAGAAAAAGAACAAGUGCUGUCAGGUCCCCAAAAAUCGA
Amoebophrya sp. A25 is the source of this 4446-nucleotide messenger RNA. The record is from the annotation of a GenBank genome assembly. Lineage: Eukaryota; Dinophyceae; Syndiniales; Amoebophryaceae.